ACGUUCCAUCAUCACAUUUGCCUGAACACAGAACCAUGACGCAGCCCAGCGUGCUAGCUGCGUGAAUACCGGUGCCGAAAUAACGCGAGAUUUCCGACAGAAUUUGAAAAUUUAACGUGCGUGUCCGGUGGUGUGUUUUGUUGCUUCAUUCGGGUGAAUUUGUCAUUCAAUAUAUAUAUAUUUUAAAUAUAUAUUAUUGUUAUUAUAUAAUUUGGUUCAAUCGGUGGUCCCUUAGGAUGGAUUUCCAAGAACCAAUGACUAUGGGUUCCCCAACAUCGCAUAAACCUGGCCUGGGUGCCCAGUUCCUUCCUGGGUUUUUGAUGGGGGAUCUGCCAGCACCUGUCACACCCCAGCCUCGGUCAUUUGGGGUCAUGGAAAUGAGGUCACCAUUUCAAGCAGGUGGCUCUCCCCCCCAACCUGUAGUUCCUACACCUAAAGACAAGAGUGGGGCCCCUCCAGUCAGGAGUAUCUAUGAUGAUCUCUCCAGUCCUGCCAUCGGGAUGUCCCCUAUGGGUGCACAUAAACAGCCCUUCUCAAUGAUGCAAACCCCACUGUCUGGUUAUAUGGCUGUCACACCAGGAACAGCGUCCAGUCUAUUUAGUCCUGCUAGUACCGGUCAGCAGGCCAAGUCAACAAUGUCUCCGGCCCAAGUAGAUCCUUUCUUCACUCAGGGAGACGCACUGUCUUCUGAAGACCAUCUAGAUGAUACUUGGAUCACUGUAUUUGGGUUCCCUCCGGCCUCCGCGUCUUAUAUUCUGUUGCAGUUCGCCCAGUAUGGAAACAUAACGAAACACGUGAUGUCCAACGCUGGUAACUGGAUGCACUUUCAAUAUCAGUCAAAACUACAAGCAAGAAAAGCUCUUAGUAAAGAUGGGAAGAUUUUUGGCGAGGCUAUAAUGAUUGGUGUUAAACCAUGCAUCGAUAAGAAUGUGAUGGAGAGCUCAGACCGAGGCUCUACCUCCUCUGGCUCAGUGUUUACUCCUCCAGUCAGAAAUGGAACCCCCAGCCACCAUGUCACUACACCUCGCUCCUCUAUGAGGCCCCUCAGUGCAGCCUAUAAGGCCUGCAGCAGUGACUACCAGGUGGUAGCUGACAGACAGACUCCAAGGAAAGAUGACAGUUUGGUUUCCAAAGCGAUGGAGUACAUGUUUGGCUGGUGAGAAGGUCUCCUCCAAUGGCUGAACGCUUCCUAUUUAGAACUCAAGACGGAAUGUCAUUACGGAGUCAGUUGUCUGUAUCCCUAAUAGCACUCUAUUCGCUACGUACUGCAUUACGUUUUACCAGGGCCCCAGGGAUUAGGGUGCUAUUUGGGAUACAUCCAGUGUGUAACUGAUAUACUUAACCCUGUGACUUCUAUGCACUUUAUGUGGUGGACGGGAUUUUAAAUCAACCAGAUAUUUUAUGUUAGCUUUGAAGUUAUUUUAUUUUUGUGCCAAAGUCACGUUGCUAAAUUGACCAACAACACAGACUUAAACAAAGUAAAUAUUUUGUAUUUUUUUAUUGGUCUGAUUUGAUAUGAAAUUAAUCACACAUAAUGAAUACUUUGUUUGUACCAAAUGUCACCCUAUUCCCUAUGCAGUGCACUACUUUUGACAAGGGCCCAUAGUGGUCUGGUCAAAAUUAGUGUACUUCUUUUUUUAGGUUUAUUACAUUUACAUUACAUUUAAGUCAUUUAGCAGACGCUCUUAUCCAGAGCGACUUACCCAUUUGGGGGAUAUUUUACAGUACAGUAUCUGAAGUAAAGAGCUGCUUUGCCUGUUAGAGGUCAAGGUACGUCAGCGUCUUACACCAUGAUGUUGAAAUGGUGCGAGAUUGUGUGGUUCUGCUGAGUGGUUCUGCUGAGUGGUUCUGCUGUGUGGUUCUGCUGAGUGGUUCGCUAGAGAAUGUUAAUUAUGAAAGGCUCAUACUUUUCAGAAUUUUUAUUACGAUUUUUUUGUUGUUGUAUGCUUUCAAACUUUUUUUUUUUUUAAAGUCUUGUUUUAUUUUGUCUAGCUAUUUACAAUGAGCUGUUUACUUUUUCUACUGUAUCUCAGCUGACACUUACUGUUUUUAAAUAAAUGGUGCUUCUCCCUCCC
This is a messenger RNA of Oncorhynchus keta (chum salmon), 2075 nucleotides long. Its product is annotated as nucleoporin NUP35. Gene Ontology annotation, cellular component: nuclear pore central transport channel; nuclear pore nuclear basket; nuclear membrane. NCBI's taxonomy places the organism in Eukaryota, Metazoa, Chordata, Actinopteri, Salmoniformes, Salmonidae. Gene Ontology annotation, molecular function: phospholipid binding; structural constituent of nuclear pore; single-stranded DNA binding. The record is from RefSeq and is a predicted model, not a curated record. The transcript is spliced from 9 exons. Gene Ontology annotation, biological process: regulation of DNA-templated transcription; NLS-bearing protein import into nucleus; nuclear pore organization. Bases 237 to 1160 code for a protein of 307 amino acids.